This is a messenger RNA of Drosophila eugracilis, 1248 nucleotides long. It is a transcript of the gene NANS, whose product is annotated as sialic acid synthase. The transcript has 2 exons. Gene Ontology annotation, molecular function: N-acylneuraminate-9-phosphate synthase activity. Gene Ontology annotation, biological process: carbohydrate biosynthetic process. NCBI's taxonomy places the organism in Eukaryota, Metazoa, Arthropoda, Insecta, Diptera, Drosophilidae. The record is from RefSeq and is a predicted model, not a curated record. The coding region runs from base 46 to 1167 and encodes 373 amino acids.
UCAAUUAAUUAACGGUUAAAUUGGGAGGUUUGAAAUUUUUAUAAAAUGAUCUUAAACGAUAUUAUAAACAAAAAAGUCGAUAAUGCGGUUUAUAUAAUUGCGGAAAUUGGCCAAAACCAUCAGGGCUGCCUGGAGACGGCAAAGAAGAUGAUUUUCGAGGCUAAGAAAGCUCGAUGCCACUGCGUCAAGUUUCAGAAAUCUGAUUUGCCAACAAAGUUUACGAGAUCAGCUUUAGAACGGGAAUAUGUCAGCGAUCACGCUUGGGGUAGAACUUACGGGAAGCACAAGGAAUUCCUGGAGUUUUCCAAGGAGCAGUUCCUCGAACUGCAGGAAUACAGCAAGGAAAUUGAUAUUGACUUCACAGCUUCCGCCAUGGACGAGCAGCGUUCAUUGGAAUUUCUGGUUGACUUAAAUGUUCCUUUCAUUAAAAUUGGUUCUGGAGAUGCAAACAACUUUCUGCUACUUAAAAAGGCGGCCUCUUUGGACUUGUCUCUGGUUAUCUCCACAGGAAUGCAAACAAUGGAAACCGUAGAGAGGAUUGUGCGAAUUAUGGAGGAGUCUGGAAAACAGAACUAUGCUCUUUUGCACUGCGUUUCAUCGUACCCAACUGCCUCCAAGGAUUGCAAUUUGCAGUUAAUACCCAUGUUUAAGAAACGCUAUCCGAACGUUGUAAUUGGAUAUUCGGGUCAUGAACUGGGGGUGAUCAUAAGUCAAGCUGCUGUUUUACUUGGAGCCCGCAUAGUGGAACGUCAUUUCACACUGGACAAGGGUCAGAAGGGGUCCGACCAUCGAUGCUCCCUCGAGCCCCAUGAACUAAAAACACUUACAACAAAAAUUAAUAAUUUUGAGCUAUCGGCAGUUACACUGCAACCUAAUGAAAUAUUGCGAAAACUAAGUGGCCGUCAAGAAUUGGAAGAAGCUCUCCGGGAUGUUCAGUACAAAACAAUUUUACCUAGCGAGCUGCCCUGUCGAAAUAAACUUGGCAAAUCCAUUGUGGCAGCUAGGAGUCUUGAAAGCGGCCACAUACUGAAGCUGACAGACAUUGCCAUCAAAGUUAGUGAACCCAGUGGCUUGACAGCGGAGGCCUAUUUAGACGUAGUCGGUAAGGAAUUAGUAGUGAAUAUUGGUGAGGAUGAGCCCAUACUUGGGAGUAGUAUAAUCAAUUAAAUCAAGAGUAUUAAUAUAAAAUAAGAUGUGGAAUAUUAAAUACAAUAAAUAGCCUGGGUUGUAUUACUCGGCUCCAUCGUC